AUGCGACUCCUUAACACCACGACGCUCAAGGUGAAGGAGUUUGUCAGUGAAAGACCCAAGUAUGCCAUUCUUUCCCAUACCUGGGGCUCGGAGGAAAUCGUUCUUCAGGAUACAGAAGCAAAGGACGAGGCUCCUUCUAGUGUGAAAGCCGGAUGGAAAAAGAUUAGGGGCGCCUGUGCGCUCGCUCUGGGUGAUGGCUUUGACUGGAUCUGGAUCGACACAUGCUGUAUCGACAAGUCUUCAAGCUCUGAGCUAUCCGAGGCCAUCAACUCCAUGUUCCGUUGGUACAGGGAAGCUGAGAUCUGCUACGCCUACCUUGAAGAUGUGCCUCCUUUGAGAUACGCUUCGCUCAUUGGCUUUCAGGAUCUCGCCCUUGAUCUGGACUCGAAUCAAACUAUGUCCAUCAGAAAGGAUCAGAACACCUUCCUCGGAAGCCGAUGGUUCACUCGAGGUUGGACUCUCCAAGAGCUUAUUGCACCGCAAAGAGUCGAGUUUCACGCUUCGGACUGGUCCUUUCUUGGGACGAGGAGUGAUCUUUCGGACAUCAUUCACAAACAUACCAUGAUCGACAAAGUGGUUCUCGAAGCCAACGGCGCUGAAAAGCUGUCAACGUUUUCUGUUUGGAGUAGAAUGCAAUGGGCUGCCAGCCGAGAGACAACUCGCGUUGAAGACACGGCUUAUUGCCUUUUGGGCAUCUUCGAGAUCAAUAUGCCGCUUCUGUAUGGAGAGGGCGAGCGGGCGUUCCGCCGUCUCCAAGAAGAAAUUAUCAGAACCAUUGAAGAUUACAGCUUGAUCGCCUGGACGUCAUACGAUGCGUCACCCCAGCCACUCAGAAUACACUCCUCGGCUCUCGCGUCACACCCAAGAGACUUCGGCACUAUGAGAUUAGAUACGACUUGCGUUCCGAAAGCCGCAAUUGAAAGGGACUUUGACAAGGACAUGAGGGGAAUCAGUAAAAAGAGAUGA
Colletotrichum fioriniae is the source of this 966-nucleotide messenger RNA. NCBI's taxonomy places the organism in Eukaryota, Fungi, Ascomycota, Sordariomycetes, Glomerellales, Glomerellaceae. The record is from RefSeq and is a predicted model, not a curated record.